UUUGAAAAUCGAUUCCACCAAACACCAUGGCCACAAGUCUGCACAAGUCAAGGGAGAAGGCAGAAGACGAGUCGUCGAAGUCGAUUUUGCUUGGGAAUAAGGCUAGUGUAGUAGUGAUUGCCGUAGAGCCUAUUAUUUAGUUCCAUGUAACUAACUACUUGUACACGUAGUAUUUUGCUGAUAAAAAUUAAUAAUUCAUGAUGGCUGUACUGAGCUGAGCAUUAUCGUAUCAACAUAAACAGGCUCCAGCUUUGCAACACUGGUACUUAGUAAAUGCUGUGGGAAUGUGAUGAGUGGAAAACGAAGAUCUGAUUGCGGCCAGGACCCCGACUUCGUCCCUCCUUCCAGGAAGAAAUUCAAUCGGUCUCGUAGUCGAUCUGCUCCCGCCUCUCGAUCAGCAAGGCCAAGUACAUGCUCACCUGUAGCUGCUGUGUUGUUGCAGUCUGCAUCUGUAAGUGACUGGUCUAGUAGCACCACGUCCAGGAGUAUAUGCACCAGUAGUACUGCUACUUCUAAAGUCAAUAUGCUAGCUGCCGCUGGGUCCGCCCAUUCAGACACAGUCGCCCAGCAGUGCAAAGCAUACACGCAUUGUCCCGGAUGUCAAAUGCCGUUGGCAGAGCGCAUGGAUUCCUGGUGUGAUCGUCACGUGAGGGACUGUUUGGAUUUUCCUAGCCGUCCAUCUCAAGAAUGCCCCGAUGGUACGAACUGUUCCCAUUGCCUGCCAGGUCACUUUCGUAACUACAGUCACAAGAUCCUUGCUAGCCUGCGCAGUGGUGCAGCUGUACCUAAGCCUGCUCCUUCAACAAUAUUGGCAACAUCCGUUCCCAGCUCUGUGCAGACCAUGUGUUCAGUGCUGCCAUCUACCGGUAUGUCAUCCUCAUUAGCAACAUCAGUAGUACACAUUCCACCACGCUCUGCACCAGCAGUGACAUCACUGUCUUUACCCAUGCCUGCUGUAUCACAAGAUUCAGCUACAAGAUCAAGUGCCAGCGUUGUGGACGUCAUUGGCCCUUUGCCUGCGUCCCAGCCAAACAAAUCAAAGAAAUCUGGUCAACAGCGGCUUUCACAUGGAUCACAGCCAUCUGUUCCAUUGGUCCAGUCUAAACUGGUGAAUUUUGAGUUCAAACUCCCACCGCCGCCGCCAGCAACUAGUGCAUCUGUAGCGCCCCAGAGCAAGUUGAAAUCACCCGUGUAUGGCGGUCUGGGCACCACUGUACGUCGGCCCACUCCUAGCGCUGCUGGAUCCUCUACUGGGGCAACCUCCACUGUAUCAUCCUCCACUACUUUUAAUGCACGGCAGCAACCAUCUUCAGGCAGGGCAAUGGCAGCUACUGCUGCUGGUUCUAGCGGUGCAAGCAAUGUGACUGGGCAUGAAACUGAUGGCGCUGUCAUGUCUGCUGCUGGUGGAAAACGGAGGCGGAAGCAAUGCCCAUUUUACAAGUGGAUUCCUGAUACGUGCUUCACCGUUGAUGCAUUUUGCUAUGGUAGUGUGGAGGGCUGCAAGGCGUAUUUUCUCAGCCACUUCCAUUCCGACCACUACCAAGGACUGAACAAAAGCUUCUCUCAUCCGAUCUACUGUUCGAAGUCAACUGGUAACUUGUGCAUAAGUCAACUGCGCGUGUCACCAAAUCUCAUCCAGCCGCUGGCAAUGAAUGAGACCAGGAACAUUCAUGGUGUUCUUGUCACUCCUGUUGAUGCUAAUCACUGUCCGGGAUCAGUCAUAUUUAUUUUCCAGCUACCCAAUGGGAAGACUAUGCUCCACACUGGUGAUUUCCGGUCAUCCGACUCCGUUAUUCACAAUCCACAUCUGCGUGGACUGAGAUACGACACUAUCUAUCUUGAUACAACAUACCUUGAUCCCAAGUAUGACUUCCCACCUCAGGAUGCCUGUGUGGAAUUUGCUGUGCGCAAAGCGAAGGAAGCGCUUGCGAACAACCCGAAAACACUCAUUGUCAGUGGCACAUACUCAAUCGGCAAGGAGAGGGUGUUCCUCGCUGUUGCAGAGGCUCUGCAAAGCAAGGUUGCCGUGUCAGCCAAGAAGAAAGCUAUUCUAGAUCAACUGGAGUGGCCAGAGCUCACCAGUCGUUUGACAACGAAUUGGUCAGAGGCAAAGGUCCACGUUCUGCCCAUGAUGCAGAUAUCAUUCAAGGGUAUGGCAGCACACUUAGAACAACACCGCGCCCAGUACAACUGCAUCGUUGGCUUCCGACCCACUGGCUGGACACAGAGCAACAAGACAUCAGUUCAUGCCAGCGGCUCAGCAAUGCCUGAAAUCCUGCCUAGCUUUCGUGAUGGGAUGAUUUUGUACGGUAUCCCGUACAGUGAACACAGUAGCUUCUCGGAGUUAAAGCGAUUCAUUCAGCAUUUUCACCCGCGCAGCGUUCAACCGACUGUCAACGUGGGCUCGGCUGAAUCACGCGAUACCAUGCAGCGGUUUUUCAAUCAGUGGCUUGCUGCAUAGCUUCUUUUUUCCUCUACUUUUGCGUUGAUUUUCCCUUGUGCUAUGUCUCCCCUCUUACAAGUAUUUUUUGUUUUGUUUUAGUUCUGUGUUGCUGGUCAACUGUGUCCUGCUGUAGACUAUUUUCUUUUUCUUACUCUAAAUCAAUUAGGCGUCCUGCACGUGUACGAAUACUUCAAAGUACAUACAGUACUGGAUUAGGUUAGAGUGUUGUUCAUAGGUUGACUAGUGCAGGGUUUACUAUUUUUAUAUGUUCUAACAGUUUGAUUUCUUUGCUAAUUCUACUGUUCUAGUCGGCUAGUCCCGUGUACGUUGUAGAUGUUCUGAGAUUUCUGGAUAUUCUCAGCACAUAAUCAUAAUUAUCACUCUGAAGUAUUCGGUGAAGAUUCCAACAUUUUACUAACCAAGCAA
Molecule: messenger RNA, 2869 nt
Organism: Sycon ciliatum
Lineage: Eukaryota; Metazoa; Porifera; Calcarea; Leucosolenida; Sycettidae
Product: DNA cross-link repair 1A protein-like
Exons: 10
Coding region: 290-2461 (723 amino acids)
Biological process (GO): interstrand cross-link repair; double-strand break repair via nonhomologous end joining
Molecular function (GO): damaged DNA binding; 5'-3' DNA exonuclease activity
Source: RefSeq, a predicted model, not a curated record